Papilio xuthus (Asian swallowtail) is the source of this 868-nucleotide messenger RNA. RefSeq lists its product as uncharacterized. Lineage: Eukaryota; Metazoa; Arthropoda; Insecta; Lepidoptera; Papilionidae. The record is from RefSeq and is a predicted model, not a curated record. The coding region runs from base 158 to 853 and encodes 231 amino acids. The transcript has 3 exons.
UGAUGAUGAUGAAUAAAAGUUUAGAGUGAUAUCCUUUUUUUCUUUUCCAGAUGCUGACGUUGGAAAUAAUAUAGUUAACGAACAAGAAGGUAGAAUUAUAGCAGCGUUAAGUCUUCUGCAGAAGAAUUACAACAAUCUUCUUCGUCAUGGCAACGUGAUGAAGGAGAGAAAGCCCAGAUUAUUAUAUAUCGACAAUCCUGAAGUUCUAGAAGAAUAUAAGAAUAAUCUAAGAGGCUUCUUGCCUUGGUCCUCGUCGGAUUCCUCAGACUACUCGUAUUCAGAUGAAGACAGGAUUUUAACGGACGAACUUUCUAGUCAAAGGAAGUUUGACAUUGUUGGACCUUCUAGAGACAAAAACGCAGAUAAACACAGCCACAAUCGAUCCCGUCACAAAAAUCACGGAAAUAAAGGAUCAAACGAUCCAGAAUUAAGAAACGCAAAAAAUAUCCAUCAAAAAGGUCGUUUUAAAAUAGCCAGAGACAAAAGAAUACCACAAAUAAUAGAAGGCAAAAGACCCAAAAUAGAAAAGAAAGAGGAUAAAAGACUAAAGAUUUCCGAUGAAAAUUUAGACGCUAGCAAUUUAAAAUUUGAUAAAAAAGAAAAAAUAGCCGCUAACGUUGUACUAAAGGAAUUCGCUAAAGACCGCGAUAUACCGAGUAGACCGAAGUAUACCGAGAAGAAAUAUCCUAGAGGUGAUUUAUGGGAUAAAGGUAUGGAUGAUGAUGAAUAUAUAAGGAAAAGACCAGCUGACCAAGAUUUCAAUCCAAAUAAACACGGCGGAAGAAUUUCUCAAUCUUUGGGAAGAACAUUCAUACCAUAUAUUGCGACGAAAACAGUGUAUGAAGAUGAUUAAAGUACAUCUUUUACU